AUGUAUUGCCAAAAAUGUCGAACACCUCUCAAGCUGGACAGCUCCUUAGAGGACCUCAACCCAGCGGCAUAUGACUUGCUUGUCGGUAAGGAUACCUCUCACCUUCUGCAUCGCGAAACGCCUCAGCCAAGUCCUAAUGCUCAGACUCCUGCAGCAGCUUCUUCCCAGCCUACAACGAAACGGCACCCACCCUCUCGGAAUACGAAUGCACAAGACCAGGCCAGAAAAUCUCUGUACGACCGUAUCUCUAAGGACGCCGGCCCAGCCACGUUCAGGAAACCUGCCGGCCCACUACGACCAGGCGAAGGACAUCAACGAGACAACCCGGGCAUGUCCUUCAUAUAUCUGACAGAAUCCCAAGUUGGGAAUCCGAAGCGCUUACCUGGCCAGUCUGCUUCGCGGCGGGCGACCGGAGACAUGUCGGCAGACGAUGGCAGUUCGAAGUCGCGCGAGAUGGAGCGCAUCACCAAGCUGCAUGAGAUCCUUUCUGCGAGGUCGGACAUAGACCACCCCGUCUGUGUGGAGUGUACUGAAAUGCUUGUCGAGGGUCUACAGAAGAAACUCGAUACCGCGAACCGUGAAAGGGAGGCAUACGUGGCGUACCUAAAGGAAAUGCAAGCAGAAGCGCCAACGGAUGACGAGCUCAAAGCGACCGAGGAUUCACUAAAGAGGACAAAGCAAGGCGAGGCGGAGGCUCUCGCACUUUUGAAGAAUCUGGAACAGGAGAAGGCGCAACUGGAUGAACAUGUUCUACGACUGGAAGACGAAUCACGACAGCUCGACGCCGACGAGGAGCAGUUUUGGCGAGAUCGCAACGCAUUUGCCAUGAAAUUGACAGACUUUCAAAAUGAGCGCGACAGUACCAACUCAAAGUUUGAUCACGACUCUCGCCUGCUCGAAAAGCUCCAGAGGUCGAACGUCUAUAACGACACCUUCUGCAUCAGUUUUGAUGGCUACUUUGCGACCAUUAAUUCGCUCCGGCUCGGUCGUUUAUCGAAUAAGCCCGUCGACUGGCCCGAGAUCAAUGCGGCAUGGGGCCAUGCUCUCCUACUGCUAGUGACCGUCGCUGAUAAGCUCGGCUACCAAUUUGACGGCUACGAAGCUGUUCCCAUGGGCUCAACUUCCAAGAUCAUCCGUUAUGACCCAGUCUCCCCUUCUUCUAGUCGACUCGGCAGCCACAGAAAUGCACCCCCGCCAGCACCCAAAAAGCAUGUUCUAGAGCUGUACUCCUCUGGCGACAUGCCCCUGGGACUCACAUUCAUGCAUCGCAAGUUUGACAACGCCAUGGUUGCCUUUCUAGAAUUGGUGCGGCAGCUCGGCGCCUUCGUCGAGAAACAAAAUGCAAAUAACGCACUCAGCGACCAGACCUUGAUGCUGCCAUACAAGAUCGAGGGCGACAAGAUCGAGGACGUCAGUAUCAAGCUUGGCUUGGCGCAGGAUGAUAGCUGGACCAGGGCUUGCAAAUUGACGUUGACGUGUUGCAAGUUUCUGCUGGCCUGUACCAGCAACUUCAGUGCGGAGAGGAACACUACUGAUCGGAAUGGAAGGAGAAACAAUGGCAACACGGCUUGA
Diaporthe amygdali is the source of this 1572-nucleotide messenger RNA. Its product is annotated as utophagy protein. The transcript has a single exon. Gene Ontology annotation, biological process: autophagosome assembly; autophagy; cellular response to nitrogen starvation. The record is from RefSeq and is a predicted model, not a curated record. Lineage: Eukaryota; Fungi; Ascomycota; Sordariomycetes; Diaporthales; Diaporthaceae. Gene Ontology annotation, cellular component: phosphatidylinositol 3-kinase complex, class III, type I; phosphatidylinositol 3-kinase complex, class III, type II; phagophore assembly site. Bases 1 to 1572 code for a protein of 523 amino acids.